ACUUUGAAUGAGUCGUUACUACAGCUGUUGCAAUUAUGUUGUGAGCUUGCUUCACGGUUCAUAAAAUGGCAAGACCCAGCCAAGAUGGUGUAUAUACUGCGUUAAAUGACAUUUUUAAGCUCAAAAACUUUAAGUCCAGGUUGCAGGAACAAGCAACACUUUCUGUGUUCGAGGGAAAAAACGAUGUAUUUAUUUCAAUGCCAACAGGUUCUGGAAAGUCACUUUGCUUUCAGCUCCCAUCCGUAAUGCAUCCGGGUGUCGCGCUCGUUGUUUCACCUCUUCUUGCUCUCAUAAGUGACCAGUUAACACAUUUAAAAAAACUUCACAUUCAGGCAGAAACCAUUAACUCGAGAACAGCGGACACACAAAGGCGCAAACUGUUUCAUCAGCUGAUGAGCACGCCACUUGGUUCAAAAUCGUACCCUAAACUUCUGUACAUAACUCCUGAACAGCUACAAACUCCUUUUUCCUCUUCCCUUAUUUGUCAGUUAUACGAAAAGUCAUGUUUAAGUUAUUUCGUUGUUGACGAAGCACAUUGUGUAUCAGAAUGGGGACAUGAUUUUAGGCCUGCUUAUCUUGCUUUGGGAAGGAUUCGUCGCAAACUUUUCCCAGCCGUACCAUGCAUAGCACUUACUGCAACUGCUACACCUCGUGUACGUGAGGAUAUCAUCAAAUGUUUGGGACUUGGUGAACUUUCGAAUUACUCUCCUAUAAGUUCACUUGGUUUUGCCGGUAACUUAGAGGAAUUCAAAUGCAGUAUUUUCCGGCCAAAUCUCUACUAUGACGUUGUGUUUGGUGACUUACUUGAUGACGUAUAUGCUGACGUCUUGCAAUUCGCUGCCGAAAGUAUCGGUUGGGACAAGUCUCGAAAAUGUGAUUGGACAAAACUUGGAUGUGGUAUCGUUUACUGUCGAACGCGUACUGAUUGUGAGGGAUUGGCAGAAAAGUUAACUUCCCUUGGAUUGUCUUCACGGGCCUACCACGCAGGGUUGUCUAAAUCUGAGCGAGAAGACGUCCAAACGGGAUGGUCUUCCGGUUUGUAUCCAAUAGUAGUUGCUACCAUAAGUUUUGGAAUGGGUGUCGAUAAACCAAAUGUGAGGUCAGUUUAAACCGUCAUAUUCAUUAUUUGUAAACCUGUUUUUAAAACUACUCUACCUGUUUUCAUUUUCGCUAGCUUCCGUUAAAAUACAAAUUCGGCGUUAAGGUGAUUAGGAUAUAUAUAUAUAUAUAUAUAUAUAUAUAUAUAUAUAUAUAGACAUUACGGAAAAUGUUUUUACAUUUUGUGUUCGUCACUGUAACCAAUGCGGAUUACAGUGUACACUACCUUCAACAGUAAUUCAACCGAGUUUGGUUAGAAUUGGUGACAAAACAGCUUAUUGACCGAUGAAAAUCGCGUACCAAACAAAAUAACACAGCGAAAGGAAAUCGAUAAGGAGGAUGAAUAAAAAACAUGGUUCGAAAAGCAGUCAAGAACUGAAAGAGAAUUAUACUUCCUUGAACUAUGUUAAUAUUUUGAAACGCUGACUUUAAUGAAAUGAACGAGAUCACUUCUAUUCUAUCCUUCCUUGAUUCAGCAACUACAACAAAAACACUAGUUUAGUAAUUGAAGCGUAUGGAUAAUGGCCCUAGUAGAUCAGUCGAAAGUACACUGAGAUUCGUUCUUCACUGGACUCUACCUAAAAGUUUGGCGGCGUACUACCAAGAAUCAGGUAGAGCUGGAAGAGAUGGAUUACAAGCUUCUUGUCGAAUUUAUUACUUUAAGAAGGAGCGUGAUACUGUUGUUUUUCUAUCAAACCAACAACCAAACAGUGGUUCUCAAAAGUCACUUAAUAACACUCAGUGUCGAAAAAUUGAUAUUAAUACGAUGGUAAAAUACGUUGAGACAGCAAAUUGUAGGCACCAACAGAUGGGAAUUUAUUUCAAAGAUGAACAAGCUCCAUGUGGGAAUCAUUGUGAUGUUUGUGUCAAUGUAUCACGAGUGUGUAUGAAUCUAGCAUUAUUCCGUGCUCUUGAAUUUACUACUAAAAUUGGUUACCAAAAUAAUGAUAAUAAUGAUGAUGAUAAUGACAAUAUUGGAAAUUACAAUGAUUUUAAUAAGUUUGAUGAUGAUAAUGGUGGUGAUUCGGAAAAAUUUUCACCUGAUCAACAACGUGAAGAGUAUGAUAAAUUAGAAAGACAAAAGCUAAUCACUAGUGAAUUUAAUAAACGUCGACGUAACACAGAUAAACUUAUACAGUCAUCAUGGGUUUCAGCUCCAGAUACAACUGAAGUAAUAAGUCCAGACAAUCGUAAUGUUACCGGAAUCACUGGAUGGUGUCGUGAUCAAACUCUUCAGUUACUUACCAGUGCAAUGAAAAAAUUAUUCCCAGAACAUGAAGCAUUACUAAAUAAGUUAUGUGCAGAUGCAGAGUAUGUGUUGUUUAAAGAAUCAAAAGUUGCCGCUAUGUAUCGCACACGUAUGGCAAGGUUGAUCACAUUUGUUCGUCGACCAAAUGUUACUAAAGAAUCUGUAUGGAAUGCUGUUAAAAGUAAAGCUGAUAUUCUUUUGACAAAAACAAACGAAAAAAUAAAAUCUACUGACAAUUCUAUCGAGAACGACAAUAGAAAAUCAGCACUAGCAGAAAAGGGUAUUAUCUUAUCAAAACACUUUCAUCACAAAAUAAAACGAUCAUGUUCACCCGAAACAAAUAAGUCCAAUGUUCAAUAUUCAACACCUGCUGUUGGUAAAAAAUUGAAAUUGGAGUCUGAAUUCGCAAAUUUUAAAUCGCAAUGUAAAAGUGAAACAAUUUCACCAAUAAAAAAGUCGGGUUCUGCGAUAAACAAACACGGUGUUUAUGAAAGUGAAGAUAGUGAUUUCAUGGAUUUCAGUGACGACGGUGAGGAGACAAGACAUCCUACAGACUUGAAGAAUAAGUCCAUGAAUAAAGACCAACCUUUAAACUAUUUCAGGACAAAGCAACUACAAUCUGGUAGCAAAACUGAAGGAAACGGUAAGCUAAACAAAAACGCAAAUAACCAAUGGGAUUCGACUGAAGUUGACCCCGAUAUCAAAGGAUGUAAUCGAAUCCUAGUGCAAAAUAAAGAUAGUUCUCCAGACCUUAGUGAUGAUGAUGAUGAUGACAACAAUGGAAAAGAAAUAAAACGACAUCCACAAGUAGAUCCAGUAAUGAAAGGAAACAAAGAAUUAUCAAACUACGAGGUUACCCGUGAUCAUGUACGAAUUGUAAGAUCUGAUAAGGUCAAACAUGACAUCAAUGACAGUGAUAAUAUUGACUACAAGUCGAAAUCAUACCAUACCAUACCACAAACAGGAUCUAUACCAGAACUUCUUAUUGAACCUGAGAAGCGUCUAGUUUACUUUUGGGAACAAGGUAAUAAAACUGACAGUCGCUCAAUCCCUAGAAAUACUGCUGUCAUUACCACUAAUAUCACUAAUAAUACUACUUCUGCAUCCAUCGUAUAUACUACUAAUCCGAAUGGGAUUACUACUACUAAUACUGUUUCCACAACUAUCAGUACUAUGAAUGCUCAUAUUUACGAACGUGACCUGGUCAAUCCGUUUCCGACUCAUAUUCAAGAAGAAAUUACUAAUAUCCCUGUUGACAAACAAAUUCAUCAUAAACAUAGACCGGUUAAUCCUCGUGCAAUCGUGUCAAUUCCGACAAAAACGCGGCAUACUGAGCCAAACAAGGAAAUUAAUUCUGCAUCUACUGAAAUGAAUUCAUCUACUGCUGAAUUAGCCAAACAAGUAGUAGCUUCUCUGUCACGUCAUUUUGCCAAAGGUUUAUUCAAAAACAAAGAUGCAUUCAAAUCGGUCGCCAAGAAAUUGACUCGGAAGCUGCUCACACACCAUGAAGUCGACAUAUUCACUAAAUCAAGAUUAGAUCAAUUGAUCGAUCAAUUAUUGAUACAUUUCGUGGAGACAAAAACACAAAUUCAAGUCGCAGAUGAUAUUGACUGGAGUAGAUUAGCUGGAAUAUUUUUAAGGCUACCGUGAGUAAAACGCGGUCGAUAAGAUUAAAAGGUGAUUUGAAAGAAUACCCUUCAUUUUCUUUAAAUGAAAUUAAUUCUUGUUCUUCUAUAUGCAGUAACACCUUAUAGGUCUACACAAACAAAUGCACUUGCAUAUACCUACACAAACAUAUUGUGAUAAGUACCAAUCACUUUUAGACUAACCAGAAAUUAUUUGAUUUGUUUAAAAUCUCACCCAAGCUCGCCAAUGCUAAUCCCUAGAGUUGAAUGAUUAUCUAUUUUCUUCCUGUGUGCUCUAACAAAUGCACUUGCACAUGCCUUGUAUCCCUCUCUUACUCUUUGUUCCAUCUUUCGUCCUGUGUAAGUAAUGAUUUUUGUUCAUUUUAUGCCUUACAAAAACUAUUUAUUUCACCUACCUUCGUAGUUCUUUUCUCUUCUAAAUAAGCAAACGAUCGAUCUAUGUAGAACCAUAUUUUUUUAAUACAGAGUAAUCACAUAAAGCUGAUGUGAAAGUUUCUGUACCGGACAACAUUUGUAAAAUACGAGAAAAAAAUCUGAAUACAUAUUUUUUGGAAAUGUUUUUUCCUCUAUCCACACAAGACGUUCUUUCUGCAAUAUCAAAUAUUCUAGAUAAAUGUUUCUACUUCUUACAAAGAUUAUUAUCCAUAAAUUACGUGAAUCUGAUCGAUUCUUUUAAAUAAGGCAAUUGCUAAUCAGUUUCACGUUAUACUUUCACAUAAACGUUAAUCAAUAG
Schistosoma guineensis is the source of this 4726-nucleotide messenger RNA. The record is from the annotation of a GenBank genome assembly. NCBI's taxonomy places the organism in Eukaryota, Metazoa, Platyhelminthes, Trematoda, Strigeidida, Schistosomatidae.